GAAUCUGAUAUCUUAGUUAAUUUCCUGAUUAUUUUGAUACGAUAUAUUCAUGUAAUUUGCUGAUAGCUAAUUUUUAUCUUUCAUAGUUAAUUAUUAUCUCCCACUUCGUCGUCAGGAUCUGCAUAAAUUCUCGAUGAUUCAGCGCGGUCGCGCACUUAGUAAUCUUAGAUAGACGAAUAAACAUUUUUCGAUUAAAUCCAUAUCAAUUGUGUUAAAUACGAGAAAUGGCAAAAAAAAGUUUAGUUCUUAUCUGUGCCUCUAUAAUUCUCUCGCAGCUCGUUAUUGUGAGUUGUAAUGAAGAAGAUAUAGAUUGGACUACUGUUCACGAUGAGUUAAGGAAAAUGGCUGGAGGUUUACGAAAAAAAUGUAUCGGUGAAACCGGUGCGACAAUCGAGAUGCUAGAUGGAGCAGAAUUAGGCGAAUUUCCGACUCAAGACAAAGUAUUGGGGUGUUACUUCAAAUGUGUAAUGGAAAAAGGGGGAGCGAUGAAGAAGGACGGCAAAAUAAACUACAAGAUUUUAUCCAAGUUGAUGCCGCCGGCAUACAAACAUAUUGGAAUGGAAAUGCUCGACCAGUGUCGUAAUAUAGAGGGUACUGACAAGUGCGUCAUAGCCAUAAACUUUAACAAAUGCAUGUACAACGCAAAUCCUGUGGUAUGUAUAUUGUGUAAUGAUUAAUAUCCCCGAUACAAUGAUUCUAAUGCAUCAUGUUAUACAUGUCUUAUUGCAUUUUUUCCAGGCGUACUUCGUUAUCUAAAUAUAGAGUAGGUAGAUGUGUAUAUUUGAGCUCGGCGCGCGCGCGCACGCAUAAUAUAUAUAUUUCACAAAAUAAAAUACUUUAAACAUUCAUCCUCUACUUUUUAAAUUAAAUCCUCUACUUCUCGUUCUUACGUUAAUUUAUAGAAUAAAAUAAAACGUAUAU
Trachymyrmex septentrionalis is the source of this 921-nucleotide messenger RNA. RefSeq names its product general odorant-binding protein 69a-like (gene Obp11). Gene Ontology annotation, cellular component: extracellular region. Bases 225 to 677 code for a protein of 150 amino acids. The record is from RefSeq and is a predicted model, not a curated record. The transcript is spliced from 5 exons. NCBI's taxonomy places the organism in Eukaryota, Metazoa, Arthropoda, Insecta, Hymenoptera, Formicidae. Gene Ontology annotation, biological process: olfactory behavior; sensory perception of smell. Gene Ontology annotation, molecular function: dibutyl phthalate binding; odorant binding.